Nymphalis io (European peacock) is the source of this 1756-nucleotide messenger RNA. Its product is annotated as palmitoyltransferase ZDHHC11. Gene Ontology annotation, cellular component: Golgi apparatus; endoplasmic reticulum. NCBI's taxonomy places the organism in Eukaryota, Metazoa, Arthropoda, Insecta, Lepidoptera, Nymphalidae. The record is from RefSeq and is a predicted model, not a curated record. Gene Ontology annotation, biological process: peptidyl-L-cysteine S-palmitoylation; protein targeting to membrane. The coding region runs from base 92 to 1126 and encodes 344 amino acids. Gene Ontology annotation, molecular function: protein-cysteine S-palmitoyltransferase activity. The transcript has a single exon.
UUUACUCGUACCCUCUCUUUUCACAUUUGAUUUAUUUGUUUGUUUCAGUGGUUAAGGUAACAGUGUUUAAAAAUCGGUCAUUUUUAUCUAAAUGCAUAAAUGUUGUUCGUUGCACCUAACUCGAAGACCUCAAAGGAGGACGAAUGGACUUCAACUUCCUCUAAAUUACCAACAAAUCGUUGGGUGGAUAGUUUUCGUAAUCACGGCUUUAGUUAACUUCUUAUUACUCACACAGAUACAAUUUGAUGACUUGAAGUCUGCGUCGCUAAUUAUUUAUAGUUUUGUAUACGUAGUUCAUGUGAUUGCGCAUUUUGCCGCAUCUUUAAUGGAUCCAGGAGAGGAUGAUCUAAGAAAACGAGAUAUAAAUAUACUCCCAGAAUUCGAUCGAACAAUUCAUGCCCAUGUCAUUGAAAAUGGAAGAUGCCAUCUCUGUAAUAUUAACACCACUGACAAGAAAACGAAACAUUGUGGGAUAUGCAAUAAAUGCGUAUAUCAAUUUGAUCAUCACUGUAAAUGGUUAAACAACUGUGUUGGUCAAAAAAACUAUGCCGUAUUCAUUCUAUGCGUCGUUUCAGCCUUAUUCAUUGCCCUGUUUACUUCAAUACUGUGCUUAAUAGAUAUAUAUUUUUUCCUUGAAAGCCCUCAGGAAUUAAGUACUGCAACUCAAACUUUUAUAAACUGUACACAAUUAAAGGACUUAAAUUAUGUGACUAAAAAAUAUUGUAAGAGUUCUAUUUAUUUUUUAAUAUUUCUUGUUACAUUUUGUAUAAUUGCCUUAGCCAUAGCUUGUGCUUUGUUGCAUUUGUUAUGUUUUCACAUUUAUAUUUCAAUUUUAGGUCUUUCUACAUACGAAUAUAUAAUGAGAAACUCGCACAUUAAAUCGUCGAUUAGUUGUAAGCCUUGUAGAUUCAAUAUUAGAAGGCUUUACAUUAUAAAUCAGAAUAAGGUAAAAUCAAAUUCAAUUGUUAGUUCUGAAGCUGGGGGAAAAAUUAUGCGGAACCAUAUCAAUGGAAAACGUGUGAAAAAUUUUCUAAAUACUUUUGUUACCGAUGAAUUAAAUAGAACUAGAAAGAUUUUAUUAUACGAAAAUACUAAAAUUCAUCCUAGUAACGAAGAGAGAAGCUAACACAGGUAUUAAUCAAAAAGGUUAAAAAUUGGAAAAUAAGUGAACUUAUUACACCUAUUAUUAUAAUUUGUUAAUGCCACUUUAAUGAAAAACUUAUUUGGCGGAAAUUUUAAAAUAGUUUUUAGAUUAAUCAAUGAAGUACAAUUUUCCACAAAUUCAGGUCCAAAUUCAUUUAAAAAUUAACCAAACCCAAUUUAACACACAUAUAGGAACAAGAGGAGUCAAAAAGAACGUGUAAAACUGACGAUAGCUAGAAUUUUUCUGUAUGUAUGUAGGUGUCCAGUGAUCAAAAGUGGUAUCAUAAGUUGUCAAUUUAAUUAUCUAUUAUAUUCACUUGGUCUUGUUGUAUACUUGUAAUUAUAAAUAACCUCCUUAUAAUUGGAGACAGCCAAAACUGACGAAAUGCUAAAUUUUUUUGAGUAAAACUACAUUCUUCAGUAAACUAUGGCAUAUUAAUUUAUUUGUCGUAGAUAUAUUAAUUGAAUUGUUUUAAAUUUUUAUUAUCUAAUUGACAAUGACCACAAAUUCCAAGCUAAUCUAAUUUAUACAAUUAAUUAGAUAACGUUAGCAUAAACUUUAAUGUUAUAUAUGUACAUGUAAUAUGUAAGUAUUGUAUAACGUGGAACACGU